CAGACACAACUACGAGACCUACCACACAAUGAUCAAGCUUUUAAUCUCCGGAAAGCGAUACCGUGUAACCGAAACCCUAAUCGAAGAAGUCAUUGCUGGUCUUUAACGAAGCAAAUGAAAUCAUUAGGAGUUGUACCUGACACGUUCGCGUUGAAUCUGAUCAUUAAGGCUUAUGCUAAGUGUCUUCAGGUGGAUGAAGCUAUAAGGGUUUUUCGGGAGAUGGGGUUGUACGGAUGUGAGCCCAAUGCAUAUACGUAUGGGUAUGUUGUGAAGGGGUUGAGUGAAAAGGGGAGGGUGGGGCAGGGUUUAGGGUUUUAUAAGGAAAUGAAGGAGAAGGGGUUGGUGGCAAGUGGUACUUGUUAUAUGAUUUUGAUUUGUAGUCUUGCAAUUGAGAGGAGAUUUGAGGAUGCAAUUGAGGUUAUGUUUGAUAUGUUGGGGAACCGUAUGGGGCCGGAUUUGUUAACGUAUAAAACUUUGUUAGAUGGUAUGUGUAGGGAAGGGAGGAGUAAUGAGGGUUUUGAGUUGCUUGAGGAGUUUCGUAGAAGGGAUGUGCUUAUGGGUGACAAGAAUUACAAGAUUUUGUUGAAUGGAUUGCAUUUUCUUCGUCAGGGAUAGCUGUUUUCUGUUAUAAGAACUUCAAGAGAAAGCAAAUAUUUCAAAGCUAUUAAAUGAGAUAAUAUCUCCCAUUUGAGUGAUUUUGUAGUGACUUCCAAAUUCUGGAUAUAAGAUUGGAUAUGGUGUCAUGAUCCUAACCAGAUAUUCUCUAGAGAAAUUCACCUUUAUUUGUCUUUCUUACAUAUAAAUGAAUAUGCUAUCAGUGGAAAUGAUAUUUGUUCAAUUACCAGUUCCUAUGGAUGGUGAACUGAUCGCUAUUUGUUGAAAGCUCAUAAUUUGAGACAUAUGGUACAACUCUUUAAAGAGGCAAAGUUCUUUGAACCAUUUCAUGCCAUUUCGCUUUCUUAUGGGGCAUUAUAAAAUGGAGAUGGAAGGGAUCUGCAUUGUUUUGGAAGCUCCCUCUCAUCUCUGAAGCGAAGACGUGUAUGAUAUCAGCUGAACGGGAACAGGCUGUAGAAGAUUUUGUGCCAUAUUAGGCGUUUGAGCUGCUGCUGCUGCUGCAAAAGUUGAAAGCCGGGAGAAUGUUCUUAACUUGUAGUAUAUAGUAUCUUAUUUAUUGAUGCUAUAUGUUGGGAGCAUCCAAACCGUGAAUUAGAUUGUACCUUUUAACAUUUAUAGAUUUUUAUCUUAUGAAAAGUUAUUUUCUCA
Molecule: messenger RNA, 1263 nt
Organism: Pistacia vera
Lineage: Eukaryota; Viridiplantae; Streptophyta; Magnoliopsida; Sapindales; Anacardiaceae
Product: pentatricopeptide repeat-containing protein At3g25210, mitochondrial-like
Exons: 2
Coding region: 115-615 (166 amino acids)
Molecular function (GO): protein binding
Source: RefSeq, a predicted model, not a curated record